AGCGAGACCUGACCGUCGGCUGGCCCAGGCCGCUGCCGGCGGGCUCCUCCGUGCCCUCAUGGCUGCCUUUUCCUUAGAUGCUGCUGCUGCUGCUGGUGCCGCUCUUCCUCCGCCCCUUGGGCGCUGGCGGGGCGCAGACCCCCAACGUCACCUCGGAAGGUUGCCAGAUUAUACAUCCGCCCUGGGAAGGUGGCAUCAGAUACCGUGGCUUGACUCGCGACCAGGUGAAGGCCAUCAACUUCCUGCCUGUGGACUAUGAGAUUGAAUAUGUGUGCCGAGGGGAGCGCGAGGUGGUGGGGCCCAAGGUGCGCAAGUGCCUGGCCAACGGCUCCUGGACGGAUAUGGACACACCCAGCCGCUGUGUCCGAAUCUGCUCCAAGUCUUAUUUGACCCUGGAAAAUGGGAAGGUUUUCCUGACGGGUGGGGACCUCCCAGCUCUGGAUGGAGCCCGGGUGGAUUUCCGAUGUGACCCCGACUUCCAUCUGGUGGGCAGCUCCAGGAGCAUCUGUAGUCAGGGCCAGUGGAGCACCCCCAAGCCCCACUGCCAGGUGAAUCGAACGCCACACUCAGAACGGCGUGCAGUAUACAUCGGGGCGCUGUUUCCCAUGAGCGGGGGCUGGCCGGGGGGCCAGGCCUGCCAGCCCGCGGUGGAGAUGGCGCUGGAGGACGUUAACAGCCGCAGAGACAUCCUGCCGGACUACGAGCUCAAGCUUAUCCACCACGACAGCAAGUGUGACCCAGGGCAAGCCACCAAGUACUUGUACGAACUACUCUACAAUGACCCCAUCAAGAUCAUCCUCAUGCCUGGCUGCAGUUCCGUCUCCACACUUGUAGCUGAGGCUGCCCGGAUGUGGAACCUUAUUGUGCUCUCAUAUGGCUCCAGCUCACCAGCCUUGUCAAACCGACAGCGGUUUCCAACGUUCUUCCGGACACAUCCAUCCGCUACACUCCACAAUCCCACUCGGGUGAAACUCUUCGAAAAGUGGGGCUGGAAGAAGAUUGCCACCAUCCAGCAGACCACGGAGGUCUUCACCUCAACAUUGGAUGACCUGGAAGAGCGAGUGAAAGAGGCCGGGAUUGAGAUUACUUUCCGACAGAGUUUCUUCUCAGAUCCAGCUGUGCCUGUUAAAAACCUAAAGCGUCAAGAUGCUCGAAUCAUCGUGGGACUUUUCUAUGAGACCGAAGCCCGGAAAGUUUUUUGUGAGGUCUAUAAGGAACGGCUCUUUGGGAAGAAGUACGUCUGGUUCCUCAUUGGGUGGUAUGCUGACAACUGGUUCAAGACCUAUGACCCGUCAAUCAAUUGUACAGUGGAAGAGAUGACUGAGGCGGUGGAGGGCCACAUCACCACGGAGAUUGUCAUGCUGAACCCUGCCAACACCCGAAGCAUUUCCAACAUGACAUCACAGGAAUUUGUGGAGAAGCUAACCAAGCGGCUGAAAAGACACCCUGAGGAGACUGGAGGCUUCCAAGAGGCACCACUGGCCUAUGAUGCUAUCUGGGCCUUGGCUUUGGCCUUGAACAAGACCUCCGGAGGAGGUGGCCAUUCUGGCGUGCGGCUGGAGGACUUUAACUACAACAACCAGACCAUUACAGACCAAAUCUACCGGGCCAUGAACUCCUCUUCCUUUGAGGGUGUUUCUGGCCAUGUGGUCUUUGAUGCCAGUGGCUCCCGGAUGGCAUGGACUCUAAUCGAGCAGCUUCAGGGCGGCAGCUACAAGAAAAUCGGCUACUAUGACAGCACAAAGGAUGAUCUUUCCUGGUCCAAAACAGACAAGUGGAUCGGAGGGUCUCCCCCAGCUGACCAGACCUUGGUCAUCGAGACAUUCCGUUUCCUGUCACAGAAACUCUUUAUCUCCGUCUCAGUUCUCUCCAGCCUGGGCAUUGUUCUUGCUGUUGUCUGUCUGUCCUUUAACAUCUACAACUCCCACGUUCGUUAUAUCCAGAACUCCCAGCCCAACCUGAACAAUCUGACUGCUGUGGGCUGUUCACUGGCACUAGCUGCUGUCUUCCCCCUUGGACUGGAUGGUUACCACAUAGGGAGAGGCCAGUUCCCAUUUGUCUGUCAGGCCCGCCUUUGGCUCUUGGGCUUAGGUUUUAGUCUGGGCUAUGGCUCUAUGUUCACCAAGAUCUGGUGGGUCCACACAGUCUUCACAAAGAAGGAGGAGAAGAAGGAAUGGAGGAAGACCCUAGAGCCCUGGAAACUGUAUGCCACUGUCGGCCUGCUGGUGGGCAUGGAUGUCCUGACUCUUGCCAUCUGGCAGAUUGUGGACCCCUUGCACCGAACCAUUGAGACUUUUGCCAAGGAAGAACCAAAGGAAGACAUUGAUGUCUCCAUUCUGCCCCAGCUGGAGCACUGCAGUUCCAAGAAGAUGAAUACAUGGCUUGGCAUUUUCUAUGGUUACAAGGGGCUGCUGCUGCUGCUGGGAAUCUUUCUUGCUUAUGAGACCAAAAGUGUGUCCACUGAAAAGAUCAAUGACCACAGGGCUGUGGGCAUGGCUAUCUACAAUGUUGCGGUCCUGUGUCUCAUCACCGCUCCUGUGACCAUGAUCCUUUCCAGCCAGCAGGAUGCAGCCUUCGCCUUUGCCUCUCUGGCCAUUGUGUUCUCUUCCUACAUUACUCUGGUUGUGCUCUUUGUGCCCAAGAUGCGUAGGUUGAUCACCCGAGGGGAAUGGCAGUCUGAAGCGCAGGACACCAUGAAAACAGGAUCAUCCACCAACAACAACGAGGAAGAGAAGUCCCGACUGUUGGAGAAAGAAAACCGUGAAUUGGAAAAGAUCAUCGCCGAGAAAGAGGAGCGUGUCUCUGAGCUGCGCCAUCAGCUCCAGUCUCGGCAGCAGCUCCGCUCACGGCGCCACCCCCCGACACCCCCAGACCCCUCUGGGGGCCUUCCCAGGGGACCCUCAGAGCCCCCUGACCGUCUUAGCUGUGAUGGGAGUCGAGUGCAUUUGCUUUACAAGUGAGGGGGUAUCAAGAAGGAUAAGGCCAGUAGGGGAGGGAAGGGUGU
This is a messenger RNA of Grammomys surdaster, 3004 nucleotides long. RefSeq names its product gamma-aminobutyric acid type B receptor subunit 1 (gene Gabbr1). Gene Ontology annotation, biological process: G protein-coupled receptor signaling pathway; gamma-aminobutyric acid signaling pathway. Lineage: Eukaryota; Metazoa; Chordata; Mammalia; Rodentia; Muridae. Gene Ontology annotation, cellular component: G protein-coupled receptor heterodimeric complex; membrane. The coding region runs from base 78 to 2960 and encodes 960 amino acids. The record is from RefSeq and is a predicted model, not a curated record. The transcript has 22 exons. Gene Ontology annotation, molecular function: G protein-coupled GABA receptor activity.